AUGGUUUUGCAUCGCAUUUCUCUACCCCUUUUUUACACUCUGUUUAUUUUUGGGUACCUACAUUUUGAUACCGCACAGUCCAAGUUAAACAAUAUUACAAAUGAUGAAAACAAUUUUUUGGGCGGCUUCUUUGGAAGCAACGGCGGUCCUAUCGAUGGAUCUGUGAACGGUCCUAUCGAUGGCGGAAACGAUGACAGACCGAAGGACAAUGAUGAUGAGGAGAUGCCAGAUGACGUCGAGCAGGACGGAUCGGAGGAUGCCAUAGAGGCGACCACCCCUCCCGCCGACGAGGAAGGCAACAUGAACGACAUGAACAACAUGAACGAAAACAUGAAUGACAACAUGAAUGACAACAUGGAAGGCAACAUGAGCGACGUGGACGAAGCGAUAAUCCCCCAGGAGGAGAAGCCAGUGGAUUAUGGAGAUCCCGUUUUUCCCUCCACGAACUUCAGCCUCGGUGACGGCAUAGAAGUAACAUUCGUGCCUAGUGGAAGCGACGGCCUAAACGGGGAUAACACCGUCAUGGAAGUUGAUCACAUGGAAGUUGACCACAUGGAAGAAACGCCGUCACAGAUGAACAACAGCGGUAAUGAUGUUAAUGCCAAGGAGGACGAUGGUGCGGGUGAUGACGACGGUAACGAUGAUAAUGACGACAAUGAUAAUGAUGACAAUGAUAAUGAUGACAGUGAUAAUGAUGACAACGGCAAUGACGAUGAUGACGAUGAUGAUGAUGAUGAUAAUGAUGACAGUGACGAUGAUGACGACGAAACCAAUCAGGCGAAGAACGGAACGGAUAACCAGGACGUUACCGUCAUCCCACCCAUGACGAUGAACCUGCCCCUCCUGACCUUCACGCAUAAACACCCCAUGCAAGCGAAAAUGAACGCAAACAGAUCCUUUAGCAAUUUGUUCAACCUGUACCAUAAGACGACUCCACAGAUAGGCAAUGUAAAUUACUUCAGGAAGGAACUACAAAACGAAUUCGCCUUCAAAAAUGGACUGUAUUUUAGUGCCACCAGUGUGAAGGAGUACAACGAAAAAGUCGACCCGAGUAAACACGCCUACAUAAAGCUCCCCGACAACACAAUGAUCCUUGUUGUCACAGGAAAUAAGUUCUUCUUCCAAGAUUUAGUCUACUCAAAGAAUAAAUACAGUGCCAUAAAGAAGAAGUUUUCUUUCCUCAUGAAUAACAUGAUUAGCAAUUUAAAGAAAAAGUACUUUUUUAAAAACUACGAAUAUCAGUAUUUGUACAAAGAGGAUACUUUUGCUUAUGACCACACGAAGAGGUUACUCGACAUGGAGCUACUGGGAGAGCUUUCUCAAGUCACGCAAACCAUUUCUGUGGAUGAGGAAAAGAAGAGAAAAGUCAGCAUGCACAGAGUUUAUGGAGGAUGGUUUGACUUCCUCGGAAUAUUGGUGGUAAAUGGCUACAACAUGCAACCAACCGAAAGCGACCACAUGAAACAACGCAAGACAUCCUUAGACGUUGUGCCAAAACAUAUGCUGCAAGAGUUUAGGGAACUUGUGAUGAAGAAGCAUGAUGGGUAUGAAAAUGGCUAUGCCGUCGGAUUGUGGAGAGACUUCCCCAACGGAAAGUUCAUCCCAUGGAGGUACUCCGUGGAGUUGUUCCUGUGGGAUUUACUGAAUGUGCUGCCCCACGAGUUGCCACACCCAGCUAACUUGAUGAUGACCUACACGGGGAAUGGCAAAACGGAGGAGGAAGAUAAGAACAACCAGCAAAUGAGUGAAGAAUUGCAGGAGAAGGAAAUGCGCAAUGUGGACUACUCGACCAAUCAAACGGAGAAGCUUUCCAGAGAGGAGAUCCUCAACUGGCACCAGAUCAUACAGAACAAAAUUUCCUCCUACCCAGGAUUCGAAGUAAAAAUCAUCGCCGUUAAUGACUAUAUGAAGGCCAUCGGAUACAGCAACGAAAUCUUCGCUAGAUAUUAUAACGCCAAAAAUGGAAACGCAUACAUCUUCCUCAUAUUGCUAAAUAAGGACUUCUUCGUUGAUGAAUUUGUUGGAAAGGCAUCCAACCAUGAGGAGUACGUUCAGGAAAAACAAAAGUACUUUACCAUAAAGAUGAACGAAAUUUUGGAAAUAUUGGAGAAGCUUCUCGAAGAGUUAAAGGAGGCAUUGUUCCCAGAGGAUGACAAAACUAAACCAGUCAUUACGUUUUACAAUUACCUAGACGAUGAGCAGAAUUACGACAAACUGAACCCACAUAUCUUAGGAGAAAUUGCAGGAAUAACCAAACACUUAAAAUGUGAUCAACUGAGAAAUGGUGAUGACAACGAUGGUAGAUGCACCAAGGACGUUUCUUUACACCACAAGUACGGUGGAUGGUUUGAAUUCGCAGGGGCCAUUAGUGUGAAGAAUGUUAACUUCGUCCCCACCAAGUAUGAGAACCAUGGGGAAAUCAUACAGAAGAAAUAUGAGGAUGCUAUUCUGACGCAAGCCAACAGUAACAUCCAAGACUCAUGGUUGUGGAAAGAUCUACCUGAGAAGAACAUGGCCCAAUAUAGAUAUCCCUUCCAAGUGUUCACCUUAGAAAACCCCCAGUUUAAUAUUCUGAACAUGAAGGAAAUGCACCCAUUUAUUGUGGUGGAUAUUCUGAACAAGGGUCUGCAAGCUUUGAAGGUCCAAUCGAAGCGACAGAGAAACGCAACCGUGGAGGAGGAGGAAGAAGGACAGGUCGUCACGAGCAAUUAUGACGCAAGCAGCAACCACCAUGACAGUGGUGACAACUCCUUUUCGGCUAACCAGACCAAUUUUAACCACAUCGAUGGGGAAUACAUGAUGAAGGAUGAAGUGGAAGGCGCUUCCGAAAUGUCAACCAGUGUAGACACCGAUAUUGAUGGCGACGCCGAAACGGAAGAUAUUGAUGAGAACGAGUACAUUACUGAAAACGCUGAUCCAGACGAAAACAGUGACGCCGAGGAGGCAGAAUACACAGAAGACAAAUACAACGAAGAGGAAGAAAUCGAUGACAGUGAAUACGUCGAGGUGAAUGAAGGACUCUCUUCCAAUCCAGCCACGCAGCCAAUCCCCCAAGUUGAAUACCAAACUGAGGGAAGCAUCAACCAAGGAACACUAAACAACAAUGACACCGUCAGAACGGCGGAAAAGAAUCACCCAGAGAAUAACCACCAGGAGAGCAUCCUCUUCAGAGACAUCACCAAAAAUUAUGAAGACAACGAAACGCUUGGCGGAAGCAAAAGAGAUGGAAGCGACGUGAUGAAAGCAGGCCCCUUUAGUAUUACUGGAGGUUUGCAAGCAGUGACCGACCUGGUCAACAAGCACCUUGGCACUGGAAAAAGAAGAAACGGAAAUGACGACAUGCACAAUGUUGCUAAUAGGGAUGGCAAUGAUGAUAAUGACGAUGGUGACGACGACGACAUCUACAAUGAGAUUUGCAAAAGUGGAAAGAAGGAUGACAAAGACGGGGACGAUGACGAUGAUGAUGAUGAUGAUGAUGACGAUGAUGAUGAAGACGACGAUGAUGACAACGAUGAAGGAAACAAUCUUGCCACGAGUAAAUACCAACAGAAUAAUAAGUUCAGUGCACACGUCCCUGCAGACUUCAAGUCAAAGGCAUACCUAUUCAUCGUCGUGUGCUUAGUCCUCAUUUGCAUUGCCCUCGUUGUGAGCAUUGCCAUGAGAUUGUACGAGAUGCUCAUGAAAAGAAAAAUCGUCGAUAUGAACCGAACUGUCUUGUCCUUCAAGGACCGCGAAGACAUCCCAGUGGUGCAGGGCAUCCCCGCCCCAUGGAUGAAUGCCUAA
Molecule: messenger RNA, 3783 nt
Organism: Plasmodium coatneyi
Lineage: Eukaryota; Apicomplexa; Aconoidasida; Haemosporida; Plasmodiidae
Exons: 1
Coding region: 1-3783 (1260 amino acids)
Source: RefSeq, a predicted model, not a curated record